Messenger RNA from Eublepharis macularius, 969 nucleotides. RefSeq names its product olfactory receptor 11G2-like. Gene Ontology annotation, molecular function: G protein-coupled receptor activity; olfactory receptor activity. The transcript has 2 exons. Lineage: Eukaryota; Metazoa; Chordata; Lepidosauria; Squamata; Eublepharidae. Gene Ontology annotation, cellular component: membrane. Gene Ontology annotation, biological process: G protein-coupled receptor signaling pathway. The record is from RefSeq and is a predicted model, not a curated record. Bases 1 to 969 code for a protein of 322 amino acids.
AUGGAGUUAGCCAAUGGGAGUGGGGUGCAGGAAUUCAUUUUGCUGGGAUUUGGAGCUGUACAGCAGAAGCGGAUUCUGCUUUUCAUCUUUUUCACCGUUCUCUACAUGCUCACUUUGGCUGAGAACAUCACCAUUAUCACAGUGGUGCUUCUAGACACCCACUUGGCCCGGCUUCCCAUGUACAUCCUACUGAGCAACUUCUCCUGGCUAGAGAUGUGUUAUGUGACGACCACUGUGCCCCGGAUGCUCUUUGACUUGGCAUCCCCUCAAGGGAUCAUCUCCUUCAGAAACUGCUUCCUUCAGUACUACCUUUUAUUCUCUUUUGGCUCCACUGAAGAUUUCUAUCUUUCAGCCAUGGCCUUGGAUCGGUACCUGGCCAUCUGUCACCCACUACGCUACCAACAAAUUAUGACCCCCGAUUUCUGCUAUGCUCUGGUGGCUGCUUGUUGGAUCCUUGGUUUCCUAUGGCAGGUUUUGCCAGUGCUUUUGAUCUCCAAGUUAUCUUUCUGUGGCCCCAACAUCAUUGACCAUUUUUUGUGUGACCCUGGGCCAAUUCUGUCCUUGGCUUGCCCUCCAGUAGGAAACAUUCCUCUCCUCUGUCAAAUUGUUGCCGAUGCUCUGAUCAUUCUAGGCAAUUUCUUCUUUGUUGUGCUCUCCUAUGGUGCUGUGAUUCUUACCCUGUUGAAAACCUCUAACCGAGGCAGUCGGAUGAAGGCCUUCUCUACCAUAUUUUUCCACUUAGUGGUGGUGACCCUUUACUAUGGCCCUAUAGCUGGAAUGUAUGUAAUUCCAAGCAGGGAAAGUCAGUCAGAGAUCACUAAGGCAGUAACUCUCUUCUACACUACUGUGACACCCUUUCUCAACCCCCUGAUCUACUGUCUGAGGAACGAUCAGGUGAGGGAUGCCAUAGGAAGACUGCGGAGGAGAAAGCUCCCUUGCAACACUACGGAAGAAGACAACUGCUUAUAG